UGUUCACACAUACAUGUAGAUAAUUUGUUUUCUGUGAUUAUGUUUGUAUAGUAAUAAAAUUGUUCUAAUUGUUAUAAAUAAUGGAAGGUGUACAUGAAUCAGAAUUAUUGCAAGGCGGUAGUGAGUAUAAUUUAGGAACCCCAAGUCAUUUAGGAGAUAGUGCAGAUGUUACUAGACGUAGAAGUUCAAACAGGUCUAUAAAACGAAGAAAAUUUGACGACGAAUUAGUAGAAUACAGCUUAGGAAUGCCAGGCGUGUCGAACAUAAAGAGUGGUAGGUCUCGCACACACUCUUCUCAUUCAGACUUCUCAGUGGCUUCCCCCUCAACUCCUCCAGUAGUAAAUCAACCCACAGCAAUUCACUCCCAUUCUGACCCUAAAAGGAAACAUCUAGCUAAAAGUGUACCGGGCAGUUCAAAGCGCAGCAAAAAAGGACGACAAACAAGCCAGUUUGUAACUAAAGAUUUAGGCCGGUGGAAACCAAUAGACGACCUUGCCUUGAUUAUUGGUGUCCAGCAAACUAACGAUUUACGUACUGUCCACUUGGGAACUAAAUUUUCUUGUAAGUUCACAGUACAGGAAUUGCAGCAGAGAUGGUACGCUCUUUUGUAUGAUCAGGCCGUGUCAAGGGUAGCAGUGUCUGCAAUGAGAAAUCUGCACCCAGAUAUUAUAGCUGCGGUUCAGGAUAGGGCACUAUGGAGCCAACAGGAGGAGAAGAUACUGAGUACCAUAAAAUCCAAUACGAACCCUCCUCCUACAGUGGAGACUUUCGCGGAUAUUCUGUCGCAACAUGCUGAUAUUUUCUAUACUGGUCGUACGGCAGUGUCUCUGUUUCGUCAUUGGCAAACAUUACGCAUGUAUCAUUUGUUACCCGACCAAGUUCUGGGUCCUCUACCGACAUCGGGACGGGCCAUAAUGACAUUCAACGAUGCCGAAGAGCUGGUACAGGACUCGGAAUUAACCGAACCUCCAGACGAGUCACUCGACAAGGAGCUAAAACUUCAACAGAGAAGAAACGUGAAGGAGAUAAGGCAGCUGGAGAACGAAGUGGGUAGAUGGAACGUUCUCGUCGAUAGCGUGACGGGUGUUUGCCCCGGCGAAUUGGACAGCCAAACCCUUGCAGUUCUGAGAGGCAGGAUGGUCAGGUAUUUGAUGAGGAGCCGAGAAAUCAGUAUUGGAAGGUCCGGGAAGGGGCAUAUGGUCGAUAUCGAUUUGUCUUUAGAAGGUCCCGCUCAUAAGAUAUCGCGACGACAGGCGACGUUGAGGUUGAGGAAUACUGGGGAAUUUUAUUUGUCCUCGGAAGGUAAGAGACCGAUAUUUGUGGACGGUCGACCGAUAACUGCUGGCAAUAAGGUACGUUUAUACGACAACGCUGUAGUGGAGAUCUCGUGUUUAAGGUUCAUUUUUUCUGUCAAUCACGACCUCAUUAGGGCAAUCCAUAAUGAAUCGGUUAGGUACAAUUUACCCCCUUAAGUUGUUUUUCGUGAUUUCUUAAAAGAGAAGAGUUUUUUUGAUAAAUAGUUCUUUAGUUGAAUGUUUCUUCUUGAUUUAUGUUUGUAUGUAGGUGAAUAAAAUAUUUUGAAACA
Molecule: messenger RNA, 1585 nt
Organism: Anoplophora glabripennis (Asian longhorned beetle)
Lineage: Eukaryota; Metazoa; Arthropoda; Insecta; Coleoptera; Cerambycidae
Gene: Rcd5
Product: microspherule protein 1
Exons: 5
Coding region: 81-1472 (463 amino acids)
Biological process (GO): positive regulation of transcription by RNA polymerase II
Cellular component (GO): Ino80 complex; MLL1 complex; NSL complex
Molecular function (GO): protein binding; G-quadruplex RNA binding
Source: RefSeq, a predicted model, not a curated record